ACGAAAUCAAAAAUAAUAUGGAAUAUCAAUAUCUGAACAUAAUUAUUGAAAGUAAGGACAAACUGAUUGAGGAACUACAGGAUAAGAUAAAAAUACUGAAGAAUUAUAAUUAUGUCUUAGAAAAAAUCGGAGAUAAUCAAGGAAAUUUUUCUGGUGAAAAUUCACCUAGUAUGGUGCCAUCUACGAGAUCUCCUACCGACUCUCAUAAAUCUGUGCAGAAGUCAUUGUUACCGUCUCUUGUGUGUGGAAAUGUAAAAAAUUCAGAUGAAUCUGUGCAUUCAGCCAAACAGGUGAAUCAAGAAAUGAACAAGGAUAGCAGCGAAAUUUCCGUCUCUUUAUCUGAAGAUAGAAUAAAAAUUAAAAAUAUGAAGUUUGGUAGUUCAAAUGAAUCAACGUCAACAAAUAAACAAGGAAAUACUGCCGUCAAACUUAGACAGAUGUCAAAGAAUGUCGUGAAUCAACAAAUACAAACAAACAAACCUGUUGUCAAUUCGAAGACAUCAAAGAAUAAAAAUAAUAAAUGGUCCAUUAUGGGAAAGGCAACAGAUAGCAAUAUAAAGGCUAUUCCUAAAAAAGUAUCUCUUUUUGUUUCAAGGAUCAAUACUCAAACAACAUCAUUGGAUUUCAUAAGCAUGGUGAAGCAGAAUUUUGAGGAGGCUGUAUGUACCCAGUUGCAAUCUAAACAUCCUGAAUACUAUCAUUCCUAUAAAGUCUCCAUUAAUGCAGAAAAUCUAGAAAAAGCCAAAUCAUGUGAUAUCUGGCCGAGUGAUGCUUAUGUGUCGAUGUUUUUCCACAGGAAAACCACACGAAAGGAACAAACAUGACCAACAAUAAAACUAAAGAUGAUACACACACCUUCCAAGUGUUACAUUUGAAUAUUCAGGGACUGAGUCCCCAUAAGAGCACUGGCUGCCAUUGGGGGUUGCAGACACAUACUGCUCAAGUGGUUGGCACGUAGCUUCCAAUUUCUCAAGAACAAGAAAUAAACGUGGAGGUACGAUGAUUUUAAGUAGAAACCAUGAAUACGAAGUCCUAGGAAAAAUAGUGGAGUUAUCAGUAGAAGUUGAUUGUGAAGUAGCUGCUAUAAAGAAACAGGGGUUAACCCUGAUAUCAGUUUAUCGUUCACCUGUA
Messenger RNA from Harmonia axyridis, 1131 nucleotides. RefSeq lists its product as uncharacterized. The transcript has 2 exons. Lineage: Eukaryota; Metazoa; Arthropoda; Insecta; Coleoptera; Coccinellidae. The record is from RefSeq and is a predicted model, not a curated record. The coding region runs from base 18 to 824 and encodes 268 amino acids.